AUGUAUAUUGUUUUCCAGAUGUCAAACGUGAUACGGUAUGAAAUGUCUCUAAUAAUUAAAGCUCUUGGCACUCCUGGUAUAAAAGAUGCUCUCAAAAGGCAUCUCAAAGGUAUGCUCGAUAAUGGUGCUCAUCUAUUCAACGUCGAGAAUCUUGGCUUGCGACGCCUUCCCAAUGUAUUUCAUGUUCAAGGAGAAAGGCAAUAUGAAGGGCACUACUUCCUCAUUAAUUUCAAUGCGCCACAUGAUUCACUUAACCAGAUAAGAAAAAUGGCGCGUAAAGACUCAGAUAUCAUCAAGUGUUUCGCUGCCCUUAAAGACGAUGGAUGGGUGCCUCCGUGUUCAUUGCCAAAUGCAGCUAAUUGCGAAUUCGGCGAAAUCAGGAAUCCGAAUUAUGAAAAGACAGCUAGACGAAGACACGGUUACCGAUUGUAUUAA
Messenger RNA from Schistosoma intercalatum, 435 nucleotides. NCBI's taxonomy places the organism in Eukaryota, Metazoa, Platyhelminthes, Trematoda, Strigeidida, Schistosomatidae. The record is from the annotation of a GenBank genome assembly.